AUGCCCAAGAAGGCCGAGGUCCUGCCCGCGCCGACGCACCUGCGCCGGCAGUUCCACGCGCGCAAGAACACGACACCACUCAAGACGGAGGCCCAUUCGACGGCCUUUGCGACGCAGCCACCGAGCCUCGCAUCGUGCAGCCUCCCGACGGCCGCCGACGCGACGCGGCAAGCUGCAGCGCGGACCGCAUGCAGCGUCGAGCCGCCCGAAGCUAGUUGA
Molecule: messenger RNA, 219 nt
Organism: Saprolegnia diclina VS20
Lineage: Eukaryota; Oomycota; Saprolegniomycetes; Saprolegniales; Saprolegniaceae
Exons: 2
Coding region: 1-219 (72 amino acids)
Source: RefSeq, a predicted model, not a curated record